UCACAAUGGUGGAGUCCUGGUCCUGGGACAGUGAAGCCAGCAGAGACUCUGGAACUGACCUGUAAAGUGACCGGAGCCUCCCUCACUGACAGCACUAACAUGUACUGUGUGAACUGGAUCCGACAACCUGAAAGGAAACAGAUGAGUGGCUGGGAAGAAUAUGUUAUGAAGCAAGCACAGGUUAUGCUAACUCUGUUCAAGGACGACUGA
This is a messenger RNA of Staurois parvus, 210 nucleotides long. The record is from the annotation of a GenBank genome assembly. NCBI's taxonomy places the organism in Eukaryota, Metazoa, Chordata, Amphibia, Anura, Ranidae.